Acanthosepion pharaonis is the source of this 2292-nucleotide messenger RNA. NCBI's taxonomy places the organism in Eukaryota, Metazoa, Mollusca, Cephalopoda, Sepiida, Sepiidae. The record is from the annotation of a GenBank genome assembly.
AUGGUGCUCUCACAGAGACAACGAGAGGAACUGAAUAAAGCUGUAGCAGACUAUUUGAGCUCCAAUGGCUAUAUAUCCUCCUUGACUGCAUUCCAGAAGGAGACUGAGAUGGUAAGUAGAAGAGGGAGUCACAAUUAUCAAAAUGCCUGUAUCUGUGGGGUCUGUCUGUAUGUACAUGUUCACUUUUCUUCUUCUUCUUCCUUUUCUUCUUCUUCUUCUUCUUCCUUUUCUUCUUCUUCUUCUUCUUCCUUUUCUUCUUCUUCUUCUUCUUCCUUUUCUUCUUCUUCUUUUCUUCUUCUUCUUCUUCUUUUCUUCUUCUUCUUCUUCUUCCUUUUCUUCUUCUUCCUUUUCUUCUUCUUCUUCUUCUUCUUCCUUUUCUUCUUCUUCCUUUUCUUCUUCUUCCUUUUCUUCUUCUUCCUUUUCUUCUUCUUCCUUUUCUUCUUCUUCCUUUUCUUCUUCUUCCUUUUCUUCUUCUUCCUUUUCUUCUUCUUCCUUUUCUUCUUCCUUUUCUUCUUCUUCCUUUUCUUCCUCUUCUUCCUUUUCUUCCUCUUCUUCCUUUUCUUCUUCUUCCUCUUCUUUUCUUCUUCCUCUUCUUCCUCUUCUUCUUUUUCUUCCUCUUCUUCUUUUUCUUCCUCUUCUUCUUUUUCUUCCUCUUCUUCUUUUUCUUUCUUUUCUUCUUCUUUUUCUUUCUUCUUCUUCUUUUUCUUUUCUUCUUUUUUUUUUUUCUUCUUUUUUCUUUUUUUUCUUUUUUUUUUUUCUUUUUCUUUUCUUCUUUUUCUUUUUUCUUUUUUCUUUUCUUUUUUUUCUUUUCUUCUUCUUUCUUUUCUUCUUCUUUUCUUUUCUUCUUUUUUCUUUUUCUUUCUUCUUCUUCUUUUUCUUUUCUUCUUUUUCUUUUUUCUUUUCUUCUUUUUCUUUCUUCUUUUUUCUUUUCUUCUUUUUUCUUUUCUUCUUUUUUCUUUUCUUCUUCUUUUCUUUUUCUUUUUAAACAAACCUGGAGAAAUUGAUAAAAAAUAUGCUGGAUUGUUGGAAAAAAAAUGGACCUCAGUUAUAAGAUUACAAAAGAAGGUGAUGGAUUUAGAGACCAAAUUAUUAGAAGCAGAAAAAGAGGUGAAUGCUGGUGCCCCGACUCGUGGCAACAGGAGUCCCACAGAAUGGAUUCCUCGACCUCCAGAACGAUAUGAACUCAAGGGUCACAGAAGCCCAAUAACCAAAGUCAUAUUUCAUCCCCUCUAUAGCUGCAUUGUUUCUUCCAGUGAAGAUGCCACCAUUAAGGUGUGGGACUAUGAAGCUGGAGAUUAUGAGCGCUCUCUCAAGGGCCACACAGAUUCUGUUCAAGAUAUUGCUUUUGAUCACACUGGGAAACUGCUGGUAUCCUGCUCAGCUGAUAUGUCUAUAAAAUUAUGGGACUUCACUGGUUACGACUGUAUUCGUACCAUGCAUGGUCAUGACCACAAUGUUUCGAGUGUCACUUUCAUGCCAAGUGGAGAUUUUGUGGUCAGUGCCUCCAGAGACAAAACAAUCAAAAUAUGGGAAAUUUCCACUGGAUAUUGUGUGAAAACCUUUUCUGGACACAGGGAAUGGGUCCGCAUGGUGCGAGUCUGCCCAGAUGGCUCCCUGUUGGCCAGUUGCUCCAAUGAUCAAACUGUACGUGUUUGGGUUGUGGCCACUGCCGAAUGCAAAGCUGAACUGAGGGAACAUGAACAUGUUGUAGAAUGCAUUGCAUGGGCCCCAGAGUCUGCCCAUCCUAGCAUCAAUGACGCCCUUGGAAACAGCCCCAAAAAAGGUGGCAGAAAUGGUCCCUUCCUUCUUUCGGGAUCCCGAGACAAAACUAUUAAAAUGUGGGAUGUUGGUACUGGCCUUUGUCUUUUCACAUUGGUCGGCCAUGAUAACUGGGUUCGUGGCUUGGUGUUCCACCCUGGUGGCAAAUUUAUUCUGAGUGCUUCAGAUGACAAGACCAUCAGAACGUGGGAUAUUCGUAAUAAACGAAACCACAAAACGCUCAAUGCUCACCAACAUUUUGUUACUUCACUAGACAUGCACAAGACGGCACCAUUCGUGAUAUCUGGCAGCGUGGACCAGACUGUCAAGGGAAAUUUGUCAGUCGUUUUCAGUUACCUCUUUUCACCUCAAUUCUCUAACCAAUUUUUUUUUCCUUUUUCAUAUACAUACACCCACUGUUUUUCUCUCCAAUAUUUGCAUCUCUUUUUCUCUCUCUCUCUCUCUCUCUCUCUGAAUACAUCUCUCCUUUCCAAACAUUAUUUCUCUCUUUCUUCUUUUUCAAAACAAAAAUAA